UUUCGGUCCCUGCUCCCACCCUGCUCUGAGUCUGCGGACCCCGGGAGAGCAGGCGGUUUGUGGUUGUUUCCUCUGCCCGCGCGGGGCAUCACUUGGCGCGCUACAGAAAGCCCAGAGCUGUCCCGCAGCCGGGAUACUUACCGGCACCCGCAGACGCACCUACAGCUGCUGUCCGAGCCAGGGCACCCUCACCCUGCGCUCCCCGGCGUCCUGCUCUGCGGCGCGAGUUCCACCUCCGCGCCUUCUUGGAGGGGCGGGCCGGGGGAGAAAGAACCGGCGCUUAAAUUCUGGGCGCUGCGCCCGGCGCGAGGUGCGGGAUGGGGAGCAAGGCGCUGCUGGCCAUCGCUCUGUGGCUCUGCGUGGAGACCUGGGUUGCCUCUGUGGGUUUGCCUGGUAUUUCUCUUGAUCCACCCAGGCUCAGUGUACAAAAAGACAUCCUUACAAUUAUGGCUAAUACAACUCUUCAAAUUACUUGCAGGGGACAGUGGGACUUGGACUGGCUCUGGCCCAACAAUCGGAGUGGCUCUGAGAAAAGAGUGGAGGUGACUGAAUGCAGUGACAGCUUCUUCUGCAAGACACUCACAAUUCCGAAAGUGAUCGGAAAUGAUACUGGAGCCUACAAGUGCUUUUACCGGGACAGGGACUCGGCCUCGGUUGUUUAUGUCUACGUUCAAGAUUACAGAUCUCCAUUUAUUGCUUCUGUUAGUGACCAACAUGGAGUUGUGUACAUCACAGAGAACAAAAACAAAACCGUGGUGAUACCAUGUCUUGGGUCCAUUUCAAACCUCGAUGUGUCACUUUGCGCAAGGUAUCCAGAAAAGAGGUUUGUUCCCGAUGGUAACAGAAUUUUCUGGGACAGCAAGAAGGGCUUUACUAUUCCCAGCUACAUGAUCAGCUAUGCUGGCAUGGUCUUCUGUGAAGCAAAAAUUAACGAUGAAAGUUACCAGUCAAUUAUGUACAUCGUUGCAGUUGUAGGGUACAAGAUUUAUGAUGUGGUUCUGAGCCCUCCUCAUGGAGUCGAGCUAUCUGUCGGAGAGAAGCUUGUUUUAAAUUGUACAGCAAGGACUGAACUAAAUGUGGGGAUUGACUUUACCUGGGAAUACCCUUCUUCGGAGCAUCAGCAUAAGAAACUUGUAAACCGGGACCUAAAAGCCCAGUCCGGGAGUGAGAUGAAGAAAUUUUUGAGCACCUUCACUGUAGAUGCUGUAACCCGGAAUGACCAGGGGUGGUACACCUGCGCAGCGUCCAGUGGGAUGAUGACCAGGAAGAACAGCACAUUCGUCAGAGUCCAUGAAAAACCUUUUGUUGCUUUUGGUAGCGGCAUGGAAUCUUUGGUGGAAGCCACAGUGGGAGACCGUGUCAGAGUCCCUGUGAAAUACCUUGGUUACCCUUCCCCGGAAAUAAAAUGGUAUAAAAAUGGAAGACCCAUUGAGUCCAAUCAUACAAUUAAAGUGGGGCAUGUACUGACUAUUAUGGAAGUGAGUGAAAAAGAUACAGGAAAUUACACUGUCAUCCUUACCAAUCCCAUUUCAAAGGAGAAACAGAGCCAUGUGGUAUCUCUGGUUGUUAAUGUACCCCCGCAGAUUGGCGAGAAAUCUCUGAUUUCUCCUGUGGACUCUUACAAGUACGGCACCACCCAAACGCUGACAUGCACAGUUUAUGCCAUUCCUCCCCCGCGUUACGUCUACUGGUAUUGGCAGCUGGAGGAAGAGUGCACCUACAACCCCACUCAAGCUGUCUUAAUGACAAACCCAUAUACUUGUAAAGAUUGGAGAAAUGUGGAGGACUUCCAGGGGGGAAAUAAAAUUGAAGUCAACAAAAAUCAAUUUGCCCUAAUUGAAGGAAAAAACAAAACUGUAAGUACUCUUGUUAUCCAAGCAGCAAAUGUGUCAGCUUUGUACAAAUGUGAAGCGGUCAACAAAGCUGGGAGAGGCGAGAGGGUUAUCUCCUUUCACGUAACCAGGGGUCCUGAAAUCACUGUGCAACCUGGUGGCCAGCCAACUGAGCAGGAGAGUGUGUCUUUGUGGUGCAGCGCAGACAGAACUACAUUUGAGAACCUCACAUGGUACAAACUUGGCCCACAGGCUGUGCCCACACCUGUUUGCAAGAACUUGGAUGCUCUUUGGAAAAUGAAUGCUACCAUGUUCUCUAAUAGCACAAAUGACAUUCUGAUCAUGGAGCUCCAGAACACAUCUUUGCAGGAUCAAGGAGACUAUGUCUGCUUUGCUCAGGACAGGAAGACCAAGAAAAGACAUUGUGUGGUCACGCAGCUCACAAUCCUAGAACGCAUGGCACCAAGGAUGACAGGAAACCUGGAGAACCUGACGACAAGUAUUGGCGAAACCAUUGAAGUUUCAUGUACAGCGUCUGGGAAUCCCCUUCCACGGAUAUCAUGGUUUAAAGAUAAUGAGACACUUGUGGAAGACUCAGGCAUCAUACUGAAAGAUGGGAACCAGAACCUAACUAUCCCUAGGGUGAGGAAGGAGGAUGAAGGUCUCUACACCUGCCAAGCAUGCAGUGUUCUUGGGUGUGCGAAAGUGGAAGCAUUUUUCAUAGUAGAAGGUGCCCAGGAGAAGACGAACUUGGAAGUCAUUAUUCUAGUAGGCACUGCAGUGAUUGCCAUGUUCUUCUGGCUACUUCUCGUCAUCAUUCUACGGACCGUUAAACGGGCCAAUGGAGGGGAACUGAAGACAGGCUACUUGUCCAUUGUCAUGGACCCAGAUGAACUCCCCUUGGAUGAACACUGUGAACGCCUGCCUUAUGAUGCCAGCAAAUGGGAAUUCCCCAGAGACCGGCUGAAACUAGGUAAGCCUCUUGGCCGUGGUGCCUUUGGCCAAGUGAUUGAAGCAGAUGCCUUUGGAAUCGACAAGACAGCAACUUGCAAGACAGUGGCUGUCAAAAUGUUGAAAGAAGGAGCAACACACAGUGAACAUCGAGCCCUCAUGUCUGAACUCAAGAUCCUCAUUCACAUUGGCCACCAUCUCAAUGUGGUCAACCUUCUAGGUGCCUGUACCAAGCCAGGAGGGCCACUCAUGGUGAUUGUGGAAUUCUGCAAGUUUGGAAACCUAUCAACUUACUUGAGGAGCAAGAGAAAUGAAUUUGUCCCCUACAAGACCAAAGGGGCACGGUUCCGUCCAGGGAAAGAAUACGUUGGAGAAAUUACCGUGGAUCCUAAACGCCGCUUGGACAGUAUCACCAGUAGCCAGAGCUCAGCCAGCUCUGGAUUUGUUGAGGAGAAAUCUCUCAGUGAUGUGGAGGAGGAAGAAGUUUCUGAAGAUCUGUAUAAGAACUUUCUGACCUUGGAGCAUCUCAUCUGUUACAGCUUCCAAGUGGCCAAGGGCAUGGAGUUUUUGGCAUCACGGAAGUGUAUCCACAGGGACCUGGCAGCACGAAAUAUCCUCUUGUCAGAGAAGAACGUGGUUAAAAUCUGUGACUUUGGCUUGGCCCGGGACAUUUAUAAAGACCCAGACUAUGUCAGAAAAGGAGAUGCACGCCUCCCUUUGAAAUGGAUGGCCCCAGAAACAAUUUUUGACAGAGUGUACACAAUUCAGAGUGAUGUGUGGUCUUUUGGUGUCUUGCUCUGGGAAAUAUUUUCCUUAGGUGCUUCUCCAUAUCCUGGAGUAAAGAUUGAUGAGGAAUUUUGUAGGCGAUUGAAAGAAGGAACUAGAAUGAGGGCUCCUGAUUAUACCACACCAGAAAUGUACCAGACCAUGCUUGACUGCUGGCAUGGGGAGCCCAAUCAGAGACCCACGUUUUCAGAAUUGGUAGAACAUCUGGGAAAUCUGUUACAAGCUAAUGCUCAGCAGGAUGGCAAAGACUACAUCGUUCUUCCUAUAUCGGAGACUUUGAGCAUGGAGGAGGAUUCUGGACUCUCUCUGCCUACCUCACCUGUUUCCUGUAUGGAGGAAGAGGAAACAUGUGACUAAGUUCCAU
Molecule: messenger RNA, 3933 nt
Organism: Pteropus alecto (black flying fox)
Lineage: Eukaryota; Metazoa; Chordata; Mammalia; Chiroptera; Pteropodidae
Gene: KDR
Product: kinase insert domain receptor
Exons: 27
Coding region: 318-3926 (1202 amino acids)
Biological process (GO): cell migration; protein phosphorylation; positive regulation of kinase activity
Cellular component (GO): signaling receptor complex; membrane
Molecular function (GO): vascular endothelial growth factor receptor activity; growth factor binding; ATP binding
Source: RefSeq, a predicted model, not a curated record